Fraxinus pennsylvanica is the source of this 978-nucleotide messenger RNA. NCBI's taxonomy places the organism in Eukaryota, Viridiplantae, Streptophyta, Magnoliopsida, Lamiales, Oleaceae. The record is from the annotation of a GenBank genome assembly.
AUGGAUUCAAGCAGUGGUCAGGUCAUUCAUGAUGUUCCACCUUUCCUAAGGGUGUACAAAGAUGGAACCAUAGAAAGACUCCUAGGAACGGAAAUUGCACCAGCAACCUUUGAUCAUCAAACUGGCGUGUCCUCCAAAGACAUAGUUGUCAUACCCGAUACUGGCAUCUCUGUCCGGAUUUAUCGACCCACUCUCACAACCAACCACCAAAGACUUCCUCUGGUGGUCUACUUUCAUGGUGGAGCAUUUUUCAUAUCUUCAGUAUCUGAUCCCUUGUACCAUAGCGUGUUAAACAUAUUAGCCUCCGAGGCUAAGGUUGUCAUUGUCUCAGUCGACUACAGAAGAGCCCCCGAACACCCUCUUCUGACCGCCUAUGAGGACUCAUGGGCUGUCCUUCAAUGGUUGGCUUCCCACAAUUCAGGAGGUGGAACUGAGAAUUGGCUAAAGGAAAAUGUUGACUUUGGCAGGGUGUUUUUGGCAGGAGAUAGUGCUGGUGCAAAUAUAUCACACCACAUGGCAAUCCGAGUUGGGUGCUCAGUCGAGUCUCUAUCAGGGAUCAAGAUUGAUGGAAUUCUUAUGAUACAACCAUACUUCUGGGGUGAAGAACAAAUCGGGGCUGAGGCACACGAUCCAAUACGCAAAGGUAUGGUGGACAAGUGGUGGCAAUUUGUUUGCCCUUCAGAUAAAGGCAAUAAUGAUCCCUGGAUCAACCCGUUUGUUAAUGGAGCUCCAAAUCUUGCUGGAUUAGCAUGUGAGAGGAUUCUUGUGUGUACAGCUGAAAAUGAUAUCUUGAGGGAUAGAGGGAGAUUGUAUUACCAGUCACUUGUGAAGAGCCAAUGGCAAGGUCAAGCUGAGGCUUUUGAGACAGAAGCAGAGGACCAUGUCUUUCACAUCAUCAAUCCAACCUGUGAAAAAGCUAUCAAACUGAUCAAGCGCUGUGCUGAAUUCAUAAACCAUAAACGAAUGAAUGUCAGUUGA